Molecule: messenger RNA, 435 nt
Organism: Gossypium raimondii (Peruvian cotton)
Lineage: Eukaryota; Viridiplantae; Streptophyta; Magnoliopsida; Malvales; Malvaceae
Exons: 2
Coding region: 1-435 (144 amino acids)
Source: RefSeq, a predicted model, not a curated record
AUGCUAAGGUGUUAUCGCUCUGAUCCCACUCACAUAGCACCAGUUGAAGAAAUUAAGGUUAGGCAAGAUCUGACCUUCGAGGAGACGCCAAUGAAGAUAUUGGACCGUGAGUUUGAGGUAUUGAGGAAGGAAUCUGUUCCAUUACUCAAAGUGCUUUGGCGUAAUCACAGUACAAAAGAAGCCACGCGGGAAACCGAAGAGCCGAUGCGACAGCAAUACCCUCAUCUUUUUUGGCCAGUACCAGUUGAGGAGAUUGAGGUUCGGCCAGAUCUGACCUUCGAGGAGAAGUCAGUGAUGAUUUUGUACUGUGCGGUGAAGUUAUUGAGAAAGAAAUCUAUUCCAGUAGUCAAAUUGCUUUGGCGUAAUCACAGUUCAGAAGAAGCCACGUGGGAACCCAAAGAGGCGAUGCGACAGCAAUACCCUCAUCUUUUCUGA